AUGAGACGCUCACAGGUGGCUCAAGCUCACUCCACGACAUACCAUCCCCGGACGAAUGGCUUAGUCGAAAGGCAGAAUCGGACGUUGGUGUCGAUGCUGAGGGUAUAUUGUUCCAGGUUUAUGACCGAUUGGGACAGAUACCUUCCACAGGUGAUGGGAGCUUACAACAGCGCGCAACACUCUACCACCGGAGUUAGUCCACAUAUGAUGUUAACCGGACACGAGAAGUUUUUGGCCUUGGCUUUCUUUUACCCAGAAUAUGAGGUGAAGAAAACAUCACCACAAGUCUACGUAGGGGAUGUGAUUAGACGUCAACAAGAACCAAACGACUUGUGUAGACGGAACACUCAGCAGGCGCAGGCAAGGCAGAGGAAAAGGUUCGAUAAAAAAACAGCUGGUGCAAAAGCUUACUCAGUAGGAGACUACGUAUGGAUAUGUCUCUACGUCUCAAUGAAUCUAGGCCAACAUUUCAAACAAUACGAGAAGUACCAGGUGUUGAACGAAGAACAAGAUCACGACGCGUACAUCGAUUGA
This is a messenger RNA of Symsagittifera roscoffensis, 534 nucleotides long. RefSeq lists its product as uncharacterized. NCBI's taxonomy places the organism in Eukaryota, Metazoa, Xenacoelomorpha, Acoela, Convolutidae. Gene Ontology annotation, molecular function: nucleic acid binding. The transcript has 2 exons. Gene Ontology annotation, biological process: DNA integration. The coding region runs from base 1 to 534 and encodes 177 amino acids. The record is from RefSeq and is a predicted model, not a curated record.